Syzygium oleosum is the source of this 1969-nucleotide messenger RNA. Its product is annotated as protein TIC 56, chloroplastic. The transcript is spliced from 5 exons. Bases 45 to 1613 code for a protein of 522 amino acids. Lineage: Eukaryota; Viridiplantae; Streptophyta; Magnoliopsida; Myrtales; Myrtaceae. The record is from RefSeq and is a predicted model, not a curated record.
UCUUCUCCAGUUCCAUUCUUCCCUUUCUCUCUUCCUCUCCUCCAAUGGCGUCGAUCAACUUCAACUUCUUCGACAACUGGUUCACCAAGCCCCCCAACCCCAUCCCUCUCCUGAACCUCAGCGCCGUCGCCCGGUCGCUCCCUCCCAAAUCCCGGGCCGCCCCCAACUUCGCCUCCCUAAGCUCGAGCCUCGACCCCAAGAAGCCCCCCGCCGGAGGCGGCGCCGGCAGCGGCGAGGGGCCCGGCAAGAAGGACGGCGGCGAGGACAACAUCUACAGCCAAGUGGUGGACCAGUUCUUCUGGGAAUGUGAGAACUUGCCCGACUACAGGCACACCCCCGAGGUGGAGAAGAUCCUGAACGAGGACCCGGUGUUCGAGACCAAGGAGAACCCCACCGAGGAGGAGGUGCGGGAGAACGAGAGGUGGUGGGAGGAGUUCUGGUCGAGCCCCGUCGUGAAGUUCGCGAAGCGAGCGGAGGAGAUUGCGGACAUGGUCAACGAGCUGGAGCUCCAGGAGAACGCCGAGCCGUACAGGGACGAGGACAAGAAGUUGUGGCAGGCGGUCCCGCACGUGCCGGGGCUCGACGGCCGCCCGAUGCCCAGGAAGGCGAUCAAGACGAAGAAGGAGAGCGAUGACAAGUUCUGGGAUUUCGCGCGGCAGUUCUUCUUCGGGCUCUGGGGGUUCAGGCAGCGGCCGUACCCGCCCGGGCGGCCCAUUGAUGUCGCGCAGGCGAUCGGGUAUAAGCGGCUCGAGAAGCGGUAUUAUGAUUUUAUCAUGAGGAGUGGUGGCUUUUACUAUAAGGAUCGAUUGGGUCGAACUCGGGGACCAAUGGAGCUGAUACAACUUAAAACAGCUUGGGGUGCUGGAAUAAUCGACAAGGACACAUUCGUUUGGGGUGAGGACUUGGAUGAAUGGGCUCCAAUUCAUAUGGUCUAUGGAUUAGAACGUGCCAUUGCCACAUGGGAAGUAAGACUGGGUGCUGCAGCCACUGCAUUCCUUCACAAACUCCAGAAAGGAAUACCUCCUUGGGUACCUCUCAAGGGGCAAGAGAAGAAAACUUACAAGCAGCUCCAGCAAGAAGCUAUAGAAAGCAGGAGACGCGAUCAAGCGGUACUCGAAGCCAAUGACGGUAUUUGGCCUGGAGUGAGAAUUCCAAGUCAUGCCCUAUUUCUUUGGGCUGGUGGUUCAGAACUUACAAGCAUUUUAGAGGCUGACCACAUGCCGAACAAGUACAUCCCAAAAGAUCUCAGGAUCCAAUUGGCUAAAGUAAUACCUGGUUUAAGGCCUUGGGAAGUUUUGAGCAUUGAACAAGCAAUGGAUCAGAUAACAUAUGGUGGACAAUGGUACCGUCUACCCCUUGGUACUUACCAUACAGGUCCUCCAUACAUUCAGCAUUGGAACAAGGACGUUAAGAGAAUGUUUAGGAUUUUCUUCAACUUGAGCACUAGAGUGUACAGCAAACUAGACAGGACCAUACCUGGUUUUACGAAAAUAAUGGAGAAAGUCCAUGCUGACGCGGCUGCAAGGGAUUCAAGACGGCAGGAGAGGAGGGAGGCACAAAAGAGAGCCGAGCAGGAGGAGGCCAUUUAUGGUAGAGCUCGGAAAAACCCAUAGCAUCGCCUAUGAUCGUUGCCCUGCGGUUCAAGCGAUACUCUUAAGAUACUUUUAUUGAUUGGUUCAACCUGUGCAGCAUCAGUUUAGGAAGCAGGUUCUUCUGUUUUUUCCCCGUAUGUUUGUGAUGGCUCACUUUGAGUUUGAAAUUAGUUGUUCGAUAAUGCCGGCAAACCCUUGAAAUGCAAGGUUUGUAGUUUGUAGUCUGUAGUCUUGCGUUCGAGGGAAGAGAAGACUAACAAAGUGAAAUCUACUUUAGAUUUGGGGCUGGUCAGGUUGAAUGAAUUGCCUGUGUUUCUGUAUUGAGAGGAUUGGCAUCAUGCAUCUUGCAUUGAAUGGGGCUUCCUGUUGUUCCAGUA